UCACUUCUUUUCAAAAAAAAAAAGUGUUUUUUCUUUCUUAUUCAUCAACUAAUAUCAUUUUGUUAAAUAUAUAUAUAAUAAAAAAUGGCAGCAGCAGAUGUUGAGUACAGAUGUUUUGUUGGUGGGCUUGCUUGGGCCACAUCUGAUCGGUCCCUUGAAGAAGCUUUUUCCCAAUAUGGUGAAAUCAUUGAUUCUAAGAUUAUAAAUGAUAGGGAAACAGGGAGAUCGAGAGGAUUUGGGUUUGUGACAUUCAAAGACGCGCAGUCAUUGAAUGAUGCAAUUGAAGGAAUGAAUGGAAAAAGUCUUGAUGGGCGUAACAUUACUGUCAAUGAAGCUCAGUCUCGCAGCGGUGGUGGUGGCGGUGGUGGUGGUCGUCGUGAGGGUGGUGGUGGUGGGUAUGGUGGUCGUCGUGAAGGAGGAGGUGGUGGUUAUGGUGGUGGUGGUAGGGACCGUGGAUAUGGUGGUGGUGGUGAUGGUGGGUAUUCAAGGGGAAAUGGUGGGUCAGGAGGAAACUGGAGAGAUUAGAUUAUUAAAUUAGAUUUAAAUUAUUAUUGUUAAGAAAUUAAGGAAUGAAUAAUGUGGGUUAGAUUUAGAUUUUAAAUUGAUGAUGGGACCUUAAUUUGUGUUUUGAUGUUUGAUUUCUAUGUUAAAUGUUGGGUUAAGAAGUGGUGGUGAUGGUUUCGUUUUUGACAUGUGAUUGUAUUGAUAUGAUUCAGGUGAUGAAUGGUCAACGGAAACUCUUGUUUGGAA
Erigeron canadensis is the source of this 750-nucleotide messenger RNA. RefSeq names its product glycine-rich RNA-binding protein-like. The record is from RefSeq and is a predicted model, not a curated record. Gene Ontology annotation, molecular function: RNA binding. NCBI's taxonomy places the organism in Eukaryota, Viridiplantae, Streptophyta, Magnoliopsida, Asterales, Asteraceae. The transcript has 2 exons. Bases 85 to 525 code for a protein of 146 amino acids.